Mandrillus leucophaeus (drill) is the source of this 5061-nucleotide messenger RNA. It is a transcript of the gene TLE3, whose product is annotated as transducin-like enhancer of split 3. The record is from RefSeq and is a predicted model, not a curated record. Lineage: Eukaryota; Metazoa; Chordata; Mammalia; Primates; Cercopithecidae. The transcript has 19 exons. Gene Ontology annotation, molecular function: transcription corepressor activity; protein binding. Gene Ontology annotation, cellular component: nucleus; transcription regulator complex. The coding region runs from base 84 to 2798 and encodes 904 amino acids. Gene Ontology annotation, biological process: negative regulation of canonical Wnt signaling pathway; regulation of DNA-templated transcription.
AACUCGGUUUAUUUAAGCAUCUAUCAUGGCAGGGUAAACGAGGCAGUUUAUCUGGCACCUCCAUUUUGCUUGUUGCUACCUUUAUGGUGUGUGUUUGUGCGUGUGCUCUCACACAAAGGGGAUGCGGCCGGGGGGCGCCGUUGAGAGAGGAGGUUAAUUCCGCGCGAGUGGCGCGGGGGGCUGCCUGUGUUCCAGGGGGAGCUGUUCACGCGGUCCCCGGCCCAGCUCUUAAGUCUCCCAACUCACCCGGCUUGUCUCCCGCCCCCGCCUUACUGGGGAGAGGGAGGCCCUUGGUGAAAGGCAUGGGAGCCCCGCUGCCGACGGGGAGAGAUGGGGCGCCCCCCCUCCUCCCUGUCGGAGAGCUGAGAAACUUGCUGGGAAGGUUCUGGGCUGAGGGUGGCCUCUCUGGUUGGGCGCCGUCGGGGAGGGGCCGGGGCCGCGGCCGCUCUGAGAGCCGUCUCAUGCCCCCGCCCCCUCCCCUGUCUUGUCUUCGCGGGCUCCAGGCUCCCCAUCAACCCGGGCAGCCGGGAUUUAAAUUCACGGUGGCUGAGUCUUGUGACAGGAUCAAAGACGAAUUCCAGUUCCUGCAAGCUCAGUAUCACAGCCUCAAAGUGGAGUACGACAAGCUGGCAAACGAGAAGACGGAGAUGCAGCGCCAUUAUGUGAUGUACUAUGAGAUGUCCUAUGGCUUGAACAUUGAAAUGCACAAGCAGACGGAGAUUGCAAAGAGACUGAAUACAAUUUUAGCACAGAUCAUGCCUUUCCUGUCACAAGAGCACCAGCAGCAGGUGGCGCAGGCAGUGGAACGCGCCAAGCAGGUCACCAUGACGGAGCUGAACGCCAUCAUCGGGCAGCAGCAGCUCCAGGCGCAGCACCUCUCCCAUGCCACACACGGCCCCCCGGUCCAGUUGCCACCCCACCCGUCAGGUCUCCAGCCUCCAGGAAUACCCCCAGUGACAGGGAGCAGCUCCGGGCUGCUGGCAUUGGGCGCCCUGGGCAGCCAGGCCCAUCUGACGGUGAAGGAUGAGAAGAACCACCAUGAACUCGAUCACAGAGAGAGAGAAUCCAGUGCGAAUAACUCUGUGUCACCCUCGGAAAGCCUCCGGGCCAGUGAAAAGCACCGGGGCUCUGCGGACUACAGCAUGGAAGCCAAGAAGCGGAAGGCGGAGGAGAAGGACAGCCUGAGCCGAUAUGACAGUGAUGGGGACAAGAGUGAUGAUCUGGUGGUGGAUGUUUCCAAUGAGGACCCCGCAACGCCCCGGGUCAGCCCGGCACACUCCCCUCCUGAAAAUGGGCUGGAUAAGGCCCGUAGCCUGAAAAAGGAUGCCCCCACCAGCCCCGCCUCGGUGGCCUCUUCCAGUAGCACACCUUCCUCCAAGACCAAAGACCUUGGUCAUAACGACAAAUCCUCUACCCCUGGGCUCAAGUCCAACACACCAACCCCAAGGAACGACGCCCCAACUCCAGGCACCAGCACGACCCCAGGGCUCAGGUCGAUGCCGGGUAAACCUCCGGGCAUGGACCCGAUAGGUAUAAUGGCCUCGGCUCUGCGCACGCCCAUCUCCAUCACCAGCUCCUAUGCAGCGCCCUUCGCCAUGAUGAGCCACCACGAGAUGAACGGCUCACUCACCAGUCCUGGCGCCUACGCCAGCCUGCACAACAUCCCACCCCAGAUGAGUGCCGCCGCCGCCGCUGCAGCCGCUGCCUACGGCCGAUCGCCAAUGGUGAGCUUUGGAGCUGUUGGUUUUGACCCUCACCCCCCAAUGCGGGCCACAGGCCUCCCCUCAAGCCUGGCCUCCAUUCCUGGAGGAAAACCAGCGUACUCAUUCCAUGUGAGCGCUGAUGGGCAGAUGCAGCCCGUGCCCUUCCCCCACGACGCCCUGGCAGGCCCCGGCAUCCCGAGGCACGCCCGGCAGAUUAACACACUCAGCCACGGGGAGGUGGUGUGUGCCGUGACCAUCAGCAACCCCACGAGGCACGUCUACACAGGUGGCAAGGGCUGCGUGAAGAUCUGGGACAUCAGCCAGCCAGGCAGCAAGAGCCCCAUCUCCCAGCUGGACUGCCUGAACAGGGACAAUUACAUCCGCUCCUGCAAGCUGCUUCCUGACGGGCGCACGCUCAUCGUGGGCGGCGAGGCCAGCACGCUCACCAUCUGGGACCUGGCCUCGCCCACGCCCCGCAUCAAGGCCGAGCUGACGUCCUCGGCUCCCGCCUGUUAUGCUCUGGCCAUCAGCCCUGAUGCCAAAGUCUGCUUCUCCUGCUGCAGCGACGGGAACAUAGCUGUCUGGGACCUGCACAACCAGACCCUGGUCAGGCAGUUCCAGGGCCACACGGAUGGGGCCAGCUGCAUAGACAUCUCCCACGAUGGCACCAAACUGUGGACAGGGGGCCUGGACAACACGGUGCGCUCCUGGGACCUGCGGGAGGGCCGGCAGCUACAGCAGCAUGACUUCACUUCCCAGAUCUUCUCGCUGGGCUACUGCCCCACUGGGGAGUGGCUGGCCGUGGGCAUGGAGAGCAGCAACGUGGAGGUGCUGCACCACACCAAGCCUGACAAGUACCAGCUGCACCUGCACGAGAGCUGCGUGCUCUCCCUCAAGUUCGCCUACUGCGGCAAGUGGUUCGUGAGCACUGGGAAGGAUAACCUUCUCAACGCCUGGAGGACGCCUUAUGGAGCCAGCAUAUUCCAGUCUAAAGAAUCCUCGUCUGUCUUGAGUUGUGACAUUUCGGCGGAUGACAAAUACAUUGUAACAGGCUCUGGUGACAAGAAGGCCACAGUUUAUGAGGUCAUCUACUAAACAAGAACUCCAGCAGGGCUGUCAAACUCUGGGAGAAACCGACUCGGCUCUGACAGGGAGACCCCCAGGCGAGGGGCCCUGAGGAUGGCGGAGGAUGGGCCGCAGGCAGCCGCGCGUUCGGGGCUGCGCUCCGGCCGGCUGAGAGGGCGCGUGCCCCAUCACGAUCUGGACUUCUGGGCCUAGAUUGAUGUGUCUCACAGACUCGGAUGGGUUCUGCUCCUCCUCCUCCCCCUGAACAAUGCUGGCAGUUGCUACAAAUAGAUUUAUUGGAGGCUUAUGGCUCCGGUUCCCCACAGACCCGCUCAUGAGUCUCUUUGUUCUUCCCCUUUCUUUUGCCCUGUGCCCCACCUUGGGUCGGGGAUGCUGGAGUGGACCACAUUGUUGUGCUGGGGGAGGGGGUCUCUUUUUGCCGAUUGUGCAGUGCACAAGUUUUGUGAAAAAUGUAAAUAACAGACUCCUAUUGCGGACUGACCAGUGGGAGAGGCCCCUUCCCACCGGAAACUCUGACCGUGUGUUUCGCCUGCUGUAUUUGUAAUCCACUCGUGGUGGUGGCUUUUUUUUUUUUUUUUUUUAAAUAAACAGAUGUUCUCACCUGGGAAGAGGAGACAGGGAGAGGAACCAAUUGAAGAAUGAGGAGAAAAGUCUUAGAUUGUGGAAAAGGCAACCAGGUUGGCCGCAAGGUACCUGCUGGAAUGCCUGUCCGUCCACACGGGUCUGGGCAUCUGGACUGAGCACCAGCCGGCCAGACUGAGGGAUGGAAGGCACUGAGAUGGGGGCCUGUUCGGGCAGACGCCUGCAGAAACAGAGCUUUCUGUGGUCUCUUGCACUCUGGCUGCCUCUUGCCCUCUCUGUGUCUCUCUUUCUUGGUCUUUCCCUCUCUCCUCCUCAGCCUGGUCUUUCUCUUUGGUGCACACUUAGUUAUUGUUAUGAGCAAUGGAAGUUCAAAGGAACUCCCUCUCCAGCUCUUCUGAAUCUUGGGACACAGCCUAAAAAGGACAAAAAGUUAGAAGACAGCAUAGCAACUCAGCUCAGGGAGCUACCAGAGAAAAAUAGCAACUGAUGUGGGUGCUUUUUUUUUUUUUAAUUUGAAUAAAAAGAAUUAGAAGUGAUGUCCUUUUAUAAAAUGCCUUCUCCCCCUUCCUGCCUACAGCCUCUUCCUCUCCCCUUAGAGGGGGGAAAGUGUUUAAACCUACAGGGUUGUGAGUCUGAAAGGAGGAUCUCCCUCACCCCCGCCCUGGGCAGGGCAGUGGGGGUUGGGGGCUGGGAGAGGGGGACACAGAUCUGGCACACUGUGGAUAUUUCUUGCAGAUUGCAGUCUCUCGUGGCCCAAACAGGUUAGGUAGACUAUCGCCUCUGGCAGGUGCCACCUUUCGGUACCAUGUUCUGAGGUGUUAGGAUUGGGGUUGUUUUUUUGUUUCUUUUCCUUUUGGUCUUUUUUUCUUAUUCUUCUUUUAAAGAAAAGCUAAAGGCCGCUGUGAGUCCUGGUGGCGGGCUCUCCAUGGAUGUAGCAUAUCGAAGAUAAUUUUUAUACCGCAUUUUUAUGGAUUAUUUUGUAAUGCGUGAUUCCGUCUGCUGAGGAGGAGGGAGGGGCUCCAGGGAACGCCACCCACCUUCAGUGAGGUUGCUCCCCAGCUGAGCGCACCGGGCAUGGGAUGUGGAGGCUGGCGCCACACCCUGUGCCUCUCCAAGGCUGGGCGCGUGGGGCAUCCGGAGUCUCUCUGGGCCUCAGAUGUCCGUCUGCCACCUCUUGCUAAGGCUCUAGCCAGAAGGGAGGGUGAGGGUAGAAGAAAGUUAUUCCUGAAGAAAAAAAGAAUGAAAAGUCAUUGUACUGAACUGUUUUUAUAUUUUUAAAAGUUACUAUUUAAAGGUUGGUUUGAUUGUUGCGUCUUAAUUGCCUCUCCCCCCAGUUUGUCAGUCCCCCCCGCAGGAAAACAGCCAGGCCAGUGUCGCUCUCACAUUCUGGAGCCUGGGCCAUUUCCCGUCCAUGUGAGCUCUUCUUAUCUCACAGCAUUCCCACGCGCUGCUCCCCCCGCCCCCCAGAUACCCAACAGCGCAGCGGGGGUUUCACAAUCCCACACUGCGUCACCUCCCAUCCAAGCGCCAGGGAGGGUGUGGGGUAGGAGCUAAGACUUCCUCUGGACAGAUGGACAGGGCAGAGUUCACUGAGGGGAAGGAAGACCACAGGUUAACACCAAAGUAUUGUACAGCUGUCAAUGCAAAACUUUUUUGGAAAAAAAUUAAAUGUAAUGAACUUGAAGCGAAA